AUGCAAGCCUCAUGUGUUGUUGAUCGAUACUUUCAACGACAUCUCGUUCCCGCAAUGCGUGACACGUUUGGAAUGAGUAAAGAGAAUGUUCGCAAAUUUCGUCAAAGCUACUAUAAAAUCGUGAGUCGUUAUCACAAUGAUCUCAACGCGUGUGUUUGGGCGGCUUUAGGCAAUGAUGGAUACACUCAAUCAUACCAACCGUGGAUGGCUUCAAGAGACACGAUAAUGGUUCAAAUUUUGACCGAAUCCGCAGUGCUGGUGAAGGCCGGCUGUGAGCAUUUAGUGUAUCAAGGUGGUUAUCCUGCAGCAGCUGGUGCAAAUCGCUAUCUCAUUCACACUUUCAACUCAGCGAACACUGGCCCCGCUUCCUCUUUGUCGUUCAUUCCAUCAUAUUCAGCUACCAUUUCUGUUCCUCCAAAUUGUCCAAUUUCAAUAGAUGCAGCCGAUUACAGUAAAGAUUAUUCUGGUAAGCAUGGAGUGCUGAUGAAUGUUGUGCCGAGAAAUGGUUUUGUGAUGAGUCGAGAUUAUCCGAAUAGUAUGAUCGGGAGUGGAAAUGGUGGAAUGAAUGUGAAUUUGCAGUAUGCACUCAAUUCUAGUGUUUUUGCUAAUCAAAGUGUUUACUUCAACAUUUUGGUUGAUCAAUUUUUUGAUGGCCAAGCUGGGACGCCACAAUUAAAGCUUUCAUUUGAUAAUCAAGUCGGAUAUAUAUUAAACAAAACGACCACUGGAUUCUCUCAGAAUCGAAAUGCUUCCUCAUUUCGGGUCGAAUUCACCACGUCGAAUACAACUGGAGCAAAUUUCUUGCUUCAUUUCAGCACCUCAACAACUUCAACAACUGAUUCUCCGACAAGGACAACGACAAGGACAACAAAGAAGUCACAAAUCAAACAACCAUGUAAUCAGAUGAGAUUCAAAUCGUUGAUCUCCACAAAAACCCAC
Mesorhabditis belari is the source of this 939-nucleotide messenger RNA. NCBI's taxonomy places the organism in Eukaryota, Metazoa, Nematoda, Chromadorea, Rhabditida, Rhabditidae. The record is from the annotation of a GenBank genome assembly.